AUGGCUGCACUCAAACCUCUUCUUGAUGCCGAAUGUGGCACAACAAACCCGUUGAUUAAGUUAAGCCAAUUCUAUACACGUGAUAAUACACUUGUUACACAAGAUGGUCUUAUUAAACCAGCAACAAAUAAUUUUACUAAUGCGAAUCUAACUGGCGGAAGUAAUGCAACUAUUGAUGAACUUGUUAAUGAAUAUCAUCGGCCUAUAGCAGCACCAAAUACAUUUCAUCUUGAAGGUCUUUUAACCGGUUUACGUUUAGCUGAUGAUACAAUUGAUAAUACUAAUAAACAUGAAUACGAAUGGACGUCACAAUUUCUUGAUUCACUUACAAAUGAUUUUUCAUCUUAUUCAACAAAUACAAAAACAAAUAAUAAUUUUUCAUCAUCAAUGAUACAUCCAUUAUCAAAUCAACAAAUACAAACACCACAACAUAUAAUUAAUGAUUUUAAUAUUCAAUCACAAUCACAAUGGAUGCCAUGGAAUGAACAAUCUUAUAUUCCUUCGACUUCAACUUUUUCGCUAAAUUCAAAUUCAGCUUUUCUUGAUCAACAACCAUCAAAUGUCGAUGCAGGAUUUGACAAUGAUACUGUCAAAGCUGCACAAAAUAUUUUUGCACUUUUACAAGAAACCCAAUUUGCAGCCGAUAGUGAGUUUAAAAAUUUCGUUGAAAAUGUAGCUGGCGGUAUUGGAGAAAAAUCCACCGUCGAUGCCAAGAAGCAAGAGGCUACAGGCGAGACGAAAGAUGUAACAGUAGAUAAAUGGAUCAAUGAAUUUUCUAAUGAAUUAUCGAAUGAAAGUGAAUGGCAACAUGAUUGGGCAGCUGAUGCUGCUAAUUUAUCAUCACUAGACGAUCAAAUUCCUCGUUCACAAUCAUGGCUUCGUCAUCUUAUGGACAAUGAUGAUAAUUAUUCUGAAUAUAAAUUUGCAAAAGCUAAUGUAUAUCUUGAUCAUUCAAAUCCAUUUGAAGAAGGUCUUAAACGUUUACAAGCUCAUGAUAUUGUCAAUGCUGUUCUAUUGUUUGAAGCUGCCGUCCAAAAACAGCCCAAUCAUGUUGAGGCAUGGCUUUAUCUUGGCGUAACUCAAAGUGAAAAUGAACAGGAUGGUCCUGCUAUAUGUGCAUUAAAAAAAUGUGUUGAACUUGAUCCAAAAAAUUUACAAGCUUAUAUAACAUUAGCUUCGUGUUAUGCUAAUGAAAUGUUAACAAAUGAAGCACUUGAUUCUUUACGAAAAUGGUUAGCUAAUAAUGAAAAAUAUUCUCAUUUAUUAACCAAUCGUCGAUCACAAACAACAACAACAACUGAUGAACCAAGAUUGAUUGAUGAGUUGGCUUUUGAAGAAUUACAAGAAUUAUUUUUACAAGCAGUUUCAUUAUCAAAUAAUCCAAAUGAUAUUGAUUCUGAUCUUCAAGUAUGUCUUGGUGUAUUGUUUCAUUUGCCUGGCGAUUAUGAUAAAGCAGCAGAAUGUUUCAAUACAGCCGUUCUUGCUAAACCCGAUGAUGCUCUAUUAUGGAACAAAUUAGGUGCAGCAUUAGCUAAUGGUGGUCAAAGUGAAAAAGCAGUUGAUGCUUAUUAUCAUGCAUUAUCAUUAUCACCCGGUUUUGUACGUGCUCGUUACAAUCUUGGCAUUAGUUGUUUUAAUUUAAGUGCAUAUAAACAAGCUGUUGAACAUUUCUUAACAGCACUUAAACAACAAAGUGAUGGUAUGGGUCCACAAGAUGGUUGCGGUAAGAAAAAAGCGAUGGCUAAAAAUUUAUUAUCAAUUGAUGAGAAAUAUUUAUUGAUUACGCGAAAUUUACAAGAAACUAUUGGAGAUGAUCAAUUAAAGGAGAUUUUGAGUGAAAGAGAUCUUAAAGUUUAUUGGGGAACAGCAACAACAGGUCGACCACAUAUUGCAUAUUUUCUACCUAUGAUAAAAAUAGCAGAUUUUUUACAUGCUGGUUGUGAGGUAACGAUUCUAUUUGCUGAUCUUCAUGCUUAUUUAGACAACAUGAAAGCACCCUGGGAAUUACUAGAUCAUCGUACAUCUUACUAUCAACAUAUAAUUAAAGCAAUGUUAAAGUCAAUAGGAGUACCAUUAGAAAAAUUAAAAUUUGUACGUGGUACUGAUUAUCAACUAACACAAGAAUAUACAUGUGAUGUUUAUCGUUUGUUUUCUAUUGUUUCUGAACAUCGAGCUAAAAGAGCUGGUGCAGAAGUUGUUAAACAAGUAGCUUCACCUUUAAUCAGUGGUUUAUUGUAUCCUUGUCUUCAAGCUCUUGAUGAAGAAUAUUUACACGUUGAUGCUCAAUUUGGAGGUGUAGAUCAACGAAGGAUUUUUACAUUUGCUGAAGAAAAUUUACCAAAAUUAGGUUAUAACAAACGUAUUUACUUAAUGAAUCCAAUGAUUCCUGGCUUAACUGGUGAUAAAAUGUCUGCAUCUAAUGAAAAAAGUAAAAUUGAUUUACUUGAUACAUCAGAACAAGUUAAAGUCAAACUUAAUGCAGCUUUAUGUGAAACAACAAAUAUUGAACAAAAUGGUAUACUUCUUUUUUGUAAAAAUGUUAUUUUUCCAUUACUUAAAAACGAAAAAUUUAUACUUUUACAAUCAAGUAAAAAUAAUCAACUGAUAUCAUUUGAUAAUUAUCAACACUUAGAAGACACAUUUAUUGAAGAGGAUAUCAAUGCUAAUGAUAUUAAAAAUGGUCUUGCAGAAUGUCUUAAUAAAUUACUUGAACCAAUUCGACAAGAAUUUCAAUCUGAAGAGAUGCAAAAAUUAAUAUCACUAGCUUAUCCAACAUCAUAG
Rotaria sp. Silwood1 is the source of this 2781-nucleotide messenger RNA. NCBI's taxonomy places the organism in Eukaryota, Metazoa, Rotifera, Eurotatoria, Philodinida, Philodinidae. The record is from the annotation of a GenBank genome assembly.